Pseudoliparis swirei is the source of this 3036-nucleotide messenger RNA. It is a transcript of the gene b4galnt1a, whose product is annotated as beta-1,4-N-acetyl-galactosaminyl transferase 1a. Gene Ontology annotation, biological process: ganglioside biosynthetic process. The transcript is spliced from 11 exons. The record is from RefSeq and is a predicted model, not a curated record. Gene Ontology annotation, cellular component: Golgi membrane. NCBI's taxonomy places the organism in Eukaryota, Metazoa, Chordata, Actinopteri, Perciformes, Liparidae. Gene Ontology annotation, molecular function: hexosyltransferase activity. The coding region runs from base 221 to 1813 and encodes 530 amino acids.
UCGUUUAGAAGCCGAGCCUUCACAGGGAGCACAACCUCACGGAGACGAGCGUGUUCCAAGCACUUGGUCCACGGGAAUAACGCGCAAUCCAAGAGGAGUGGCUCCAAACAGGAGGACAGGUGGUCGUAGGCUACUGGAACACGCCGUGAAGGGUCACAGACAGCUGUCGAGCCACCGGAACAGGAGUUGACUUGAAGGCGCUGGAAAUAUUUAUUCUAAGAUGCGUGCCACCUAUAAGAAGUGUCUUGGACUGCUUUUGAUCAGUGGACUUCUGCUAUCCCUGUUUUAUGCUUGGAGCCCUGGGACCAGCUCAAGAGUUGACAUACGGUCAAGACAAAGGGGUCGAAUACAGAAACUCCUCCAAGGGAAAAUCCAGGACACCAUCAGUGUCUAUCAAGACAUUGGCUACCAUAUAAAGGACGAUGUGGCAAGUCAUUUGGCGCAAAAUACAUGUGUGUGUCGGGCUAAUGAGGACACCUUUCAACUACCGUUCUCCAAUCCGCUGUUCCCACGUGUGUGGGCCCACGACAUCGUUCUUGCAUUCUUGGAGUCCCAUCCCGACCCGAGCGGCGUGAAGCGUCACAGAGCUCAGGAGUACGGCAGCUUUCAGAAGAGGUCCUACAAUCCUGCAGAUGUGCUGAUUGUAGCUGAGGCCAUCAGUCCUCUUCAGUACCCUACUCAGGGCGUGAAGGUGCGACCUCUCAAAACGAUCAUUAUUCCUGGUUUGGGUCUUAAAGAAGAAACCGGACCCAACCAUACGGUUUAUUUGACAGCAUCAUUGGGGACCUUUGAUGUGGCUGCUACAGUGGACAGGGUCUCUGUUGAAGGAGGCGGCGAGAAGCACAUGAUACUUUCUAGUCCUCUUCUCUCCGCUCUGAACAGGCAGCUGCAGUUUGUCACCUACACAAACACGGUGUUUCAUCCCAAGACCGCAGAUACGGUUCUGUUCGCCACUGACGUUCACCAGUCAUUUUUCACUAUUAAAGUUGAACAUGGAAUCAUACCUAAACUUUACAACACUGGAAAUCCAAAAGAGUACAAUAUUAGUGCUCUCGUUACCUUCGCCACCAAGACCUUUCUCCGCUAUGACAAACUCAAAGACCUUAUUGACAGCAUUCGGCAAUAUUAUCCCAGCGUCACCAUAGUGAUAGCCGAUGACAAUGAACACCCACAGGCAGUGACCGGGCCUCACAUUGACCAUUACAUCAUGCCAUUUCGAAAGGGUUGGUUCGCAGGAAGAAACCUGGCAGUGUCUCAAGUGACAACCAAGUAUGUCCUCUGGGUGGAUGAUGAUUUCCUCUUCACAGCAAACACCAAGGUGGAGAGGAUGGUGGACAUCUUAGAAAAGACCACUCUGGAUCUGGUCGGUGGUGCGGUGAGAGAGGCGACAGGUUACACUGCAACUUACCGUCACACCAUUUCAGUGGAAGAAGGGGGAGAGGAGGGGGACUGCUUACACAUCAGAACUGGCUACCACCAUGUCAUCGAGGGAUUUCCCAACUGCGUGGUAGCAGAUGCAGUCAUCAACUUCUUUCUAGGGAGAACAGACAAGGUGCAGCAGGUGGGAUUCAACCCCCGUCUGGCCCGGCAUGGUCAUCUGGAGUUUUUCAUCGACGCUCUGGGCUCCCUCCACGUUGGCUCCUGUAGUGACGUCAUUGUAAACCACGCAUCAAAGAUCAUUCUUCCCUGGACUAAAACAGACUCAGAUAAGGCUUAUGACAAAUUCCGCUAUUCAUCUUCCAGUGCUGAAAAUGACAUUCAUAAGGAAGACUUCUACUUCAAGAACAGGUUGAAGUGCAUGACCAGUCAUUGAAACCUCAACAUGUCUGUUUGCUGCCUAAAUGUGAGAGAAGUAUAAAAUGUUUUUUUCAAGUAAAGUCGAGACUGCAGAAAAUCAUAUUAUUGUAUUUUACUAUUUGUUUACUACUUUUGCAUUUGCUGUUAAACAGAUUGUGUGGACUGACUUUUAGUGAUGAACAGAUUCCGAUUAAUUCAUAUCGACAACAGUAUCUUGGUCUCUAGCAGACAUAAACCUCAAUACACAGCAUGGACCUCCACAACAUGCACUGAGAAUAUCAUUGUGUUUGUAUUGCAGUCUGUUGAAUUCCAUAUGUAAUGUGACUUUAAAAAGACACACUUUUUUUUCAUACAAGAAAAUGCUGUUGAGGUUCAACCAACGUUUACUAAUGUGUAUCAAUGAUUCCCAACCGUUUUUUGUCCGGCAAACACCCACAGCCCUGACCGAUGGGCUCAAGUUCUGUAAAUUAUUAAUUUUCCGGUUCAAUACAUAGCAUGAAUGCACUAUACAGGACUGUCUCAGAAAAUUAGAAUAUUGUGAUAAAGUUCUUUAUUUUCUGUAAUGCAAUUAAAAAAACAAAAAUGUCAUGCAUUCUGGAUUCAUUACAAAUCAACUGAAAUAUUGCAAGCCUUUUAUUCUUUUAAUAUUGCUGAUUAUGGCUUACAGCUUAAGAAAACUCUAAAAUCCUAUCUCAUAAAAUUUUAAUAUUUCCUCAGACCAAGUAAAAAAAAAGAUUUAUAACAGCUGAGUGUUUGUCAAGGCUCAGGAAACCCUUGCAGGUGUUUCGAGUUAAUUAGACAAUUCAAGUGAUUUGUUUAAUACCCUACUAGUAUACUUUUUCAUGAUAUUCUAAUAUUUAGAGAUAGGAUAUUUGAGUUUUCUUAAGCUGUAAGCCAUAAUCAGCUAUAUUAAAAGAAUAAAAGGCUUGCAAUAUUUCAGUUGAUUUGUAAUGAAUCCAGAAUGCAUGACAUUUUUGUUUUUUGAAUUGCAUUACAGAAAAUAAAGAACUUCAUCACAAUAUUCUAAUUUUCUGAGACAGUCCUGUAUAUGUUAUAUGUUUUGAAUGUAUUGUGACAGUCUUCUUCCAAUUGACUGUGUAGGUGUAAAAAGUGAUGCAAUGUCUUGCUGUGCAAGUAAACUGAAUAUAAACUACACUGUUUUUUCUAUAUUUGUAGUUAUUUAACGUUUGAAAAGCUUGUACUUGCUCUUUAAAUAAAAAUACAGCAUUCAAGGUCCAA